This is a messenger RNA of Quercus robur (English oak), 2793 nucleotides long. Its product is annotated as telomere repeat-binding protein 4-like. The transcript has 10 exons. The record is from RefSeq and is a predicted model, not a curated record. NCBI's taxonomy places the organism in Eukaryota, Viridiplantae, Streptophyta, Magnoliopsida, Fagales, Fagaceae. Bases 369 to 2498 code for a protein of 709 amino acids.
CCUUUCUUUCUCGUUAAACCAAAAAAAAAAAAAAAAACCGACAAAAACUAACUGAAUUUUUUUUUUUUUUUAAGAGAGAAUUGAAAAACUAUUUUCCCGUAGGAAUUCAAUUUCCAAUUCUUUGUACAGAUCUUAUUCUGGUUUCUGAUUCUUUCAUUUAGUUUUUAGUUUUUUUUUUUAUUCAAUUCUUUUGGGAUUUGCAUGUUUCCCACGCAAACUGUUUCCGUUGGGAGAAUUUGGCAUCUGAUCGAAUUGUAGAUUGGGAAAACAGAAUUUGAAGCGGAGAUCGUUGUUGAAGAGUGAUUAGGAUCUGGGUAGUGAUGCUUCUUUGUGUUUGAUGAGUUCUUAUUGCCAUGUACUUCUGAAAUAUGGUGUUUAAGAAGAGGCAAGAUCAUGGAUUUAAUGGCUUCCGGCUCCCCACUAUACCUCGGGCUCCCAGAUCUGUUCGAAGGGGCUUGCGUAAGAAGACAGUUGAGGAUACUCAAAACUGUGCAUUUGAAUUACUGGCUUCCAUAGCUGGCGAGUUGUUGCGUGAAAGUGAAAGUUCUGCUUCCAGUAAUGCAUCUGAAGGAAUUGAUCUGCUGGCCUGUGGCAAAGAUGCUGUUAAACAGGAACGAGAAUUUGAGGAUAAACCAUUGAAGGCAGAGUGGUUAUAUCAGAGAAAUUGUGGAGACAGUUCUUUUGCCUUUGAGAUGGCCUCACAAAACAUCAGUCAUAAGAGUACUCUGAAGGAAUUCUCACAUGCUGAAAGUGAUGAUGUUUUGGAACGCACUUCAUUCAUUAAAAGUUUCGAUUGCUCACAGAAAACUGGCGGUGAUGUGAAGUCUGUAAUUUGUAAAAGCAAGACUGAUUCCGAAAACUAUUCUAGUAAAGUAGAGGGAGGCUCCCCUCAAUUUGGGGAGUCUUGUGAUGCUAAUGUAAAUAUUGAAGCUGAAAGACAGCUAGAGGUUGUGGGAUUGAAAAAUGAAGAUGCUAAUAAGCCUAAUAUAUGUAGUUCAAAGGUUCCAACAGAAUUGUUUCUGGAAUCUUCUGCAGCGAUCAAUUCUGACAGUAAUGUCAAAUUGCCAUUGCGCCAGGACUCUGUUCCUAAUGCUUGUUUUCCCAGGCAUAGGAAUGAUAUUAAGUUAGGUAGUAGAGAUGAUGACGAAAAUUUUUCUAGGUGCUUUAAACGUAGUACCAAGUUGAAGGCAUUUAGGCCUCCAACACGAAUUGCAGAUCGAAGAAUAAGGAAGCUGCUGACUUCCAAAUACUGGAAAGUAGCUCCAAAAUUGAAGGAUUGUGAACUUCCUAGAUCUGCAUUUGUAGAUGGGGGAUUAAAACCUCUUUAUCGCAAGAGGAAAACCUGUCAUGACCGUCAAAGCCGUCAAAAAUGCCAACGUGACAUUCUCUUUAAGAGGAGGAAAUUGUUUGACCAAAUUUCAGUAGUGACUUCUGAUGGUGGGUUCAGUAGUGAAAGUGUUUCUAAUUCACCCGAGAAAGGCAUGACUGAAGAUAAGAAUGACUCAGCUGCAAUUUUGCAUGGAGGUCCUUUUCCACCUUCCAAUGGGGUAUCAUCUUCGGUUUUGGGUCAUCAAGCUUCCUUUCACUCCAAGGAUUCUCACGUGAAAUUUAGCAUUAAGUCCUUUAGGGUACCAGAGCUUUUUAUUGAGGUCCCAGAAACUGCCACUGUUGGUUCAUUAAAGAGGACUAUUAUGGAGGCUGUAACUUCUAUACUUGGAAGUGGAUUAGACAUUGGGAUUCUUCUUCAAGGGAAGAAGGUUAGAGAUGACAACAGAACUCUAAUGCAGACAGGAAUUUCUUGUAAAGACAAUCUGGAUUCUCUGGGUUUUAUGUUGGAGCCCAAUACCGUGCAAACACCUCCACCUAUGUGCUCUGGCGAUCUUCCUCCUCUAUUAUCAUGUGACUCUUCUCAACUUUUAACAAGGUCCCCAGAAAAUCCUGUUUUAGAUUCAGGGAUCUCUGAUACCUUACCUGACCCUCCACUGACCAAUUCAAGCAACCAUGUUGAUAGUAAUCAUGAUACAGUUUCCUCCCCUACUGACAUGAAUGACAAAACAACACCGGAUACCAAAGCAAUAGUUGCUGUUCCAGCGAUGAGCAUGGAGGCACUGGCUGUGGUUCCACUGAACCAAAAAACAAGACGUUCUGAACUUGUACAGCGUCGAACCAGGAGACCUUUCUCUGUGUCAGAAGUAGAAGCAUUGGUGCAUGCAGUUGAGGAGCUUGGAACUGGGAGGUGGCGUGAUGUUAAAUUGCGUGCUUUUGAGAAUGCAGACCAUCGAACUUACGUAGACUUGAAGGAUAAAUGGAAAACAUUGGUUCACACAGCAAAGAUUGCCCCCCAACAAAGAAGGGGUGAGCCUGUUCCCCAAGAGCUCUUGGACCGAGUCUUGGCUGCCCAUUCUUAUUGGUCUCAGCAUCAAGCUAAGCCACAGGGAAAGCAUCAGGCUGGAACUCCAAAGAUCAUGGAGGCACCAGCUGAGGUCCCCGUUGAAUAACAUGGAGGUGAAGGUAUCCAAAUUGUGAUGAUGUAAAGAGAUAAAACAAAAAGGUUGACAGGAACAGAAACAAAAAUUGUACAAAUCAAUUCAAUUUCAUGUAAUAUUCUCACUCAAUUCAUUGCUGGCUUUCACACCGUGGAAAUGGUUGGCAUUUGUAAAUGAUGUGAUGUAAUAAGGUCAUCAUUCUAACACAAGUUACAUUGUUUUUCAGUUAAAUCGAUUCAUUGUGUAGAGAACUUAGAGAACAAAAUUGUAAAAUUGUACAAAUCAUAUCAUCUUCUUUGGCUUUUCA